Naegleria gruberi is the source of this 690-nucleotide messenger RNA. RefSeq lists its product as uncharacterized. The record is from RefSeq and is a predicted model, not a curated record. Gene Ontology annotation, cellular component: mitochondrion; nucleus. The transcript has 3 exons. Lineage: Eukaryota; Heterolobosea; Eutetramitea; Acrasida; Naegleriidae. Gene Ontology annotation, molecular function: uracil DNA N-glycosylase activity. Gene Ontology annotation, biological process: base-excision repair, AP site formation via deaminated base removal; base-excision repair. The annotation marks the transcript as partial.
UUAUCUAGUUAUUUGCAAGAUGAAUCAUGGAAGGAAUUGUUGGAUAAGGAAUUCCAAAAGUCAUACUUUAAGAAAUUGAACCAAUCUGUUGCUAAGGAAUAUGAGGAAAAGCCAAAAACUGUCUAUCCAAAGAAGGAUGAAAUCUUUUCUGCUCUCAAUGUUUGCCCAUUUGAUAAUGUAAAGGUUGUAAUUAUAGGACAAGAUCCGUAUCCUCAAUGGUAUGCUCACGGAAUGUCCUUCUCUGUAAAGAAGGGUGUUACAGUUCCAAAAUCCUUACAAAAUAUUUAUCAAGAAUUGGGUAGUGAUUCUGAUUUGGAUAAGCCAUUCACAGAACCUGAUCAUGGCUAUUUAAUGGGUUGGGCUGAACAAGGAGUUCUUUUGUUAAAUGCUGUCCUUACAGUUGAGAAGGGAGCUUCCAAUGCACACAAGGGCAUUGGAUGGGAAACUUUUACUGAUGCUGUCAUUGAACAAUUGGCAAAGAAGAAGAAUCUAGCCUUUUUAUUAUGGGGUAAAGAUGCACAACAAAAAGGAGCCAAAGUUGACAAGAAGAAUAAUUUGGUCAUUACUACCUCUCACCCUUCACCAUUCUCUGCUGAUAAAGGAUUUUUAGGAUCCAAAUGUUUCUCUAAAUGUAAUCAAUACUUGGUUCAAUGUGGAAUUGAGCCAAUUGAUUGGUCAAAUCUCAAUUAA